Phodopus roborovskii (desert hamster) is the source of this 424-nucleotide messenger RNA. RefSeq names its product A disintegrin and metalloproteinase with thrombospondin motifs 6-like. The transcript has 2 exons. Gene Ontology annotation, cellular component: extracellular matrix. The record is from RefSeq and is a predicted model, not a curated record. The annotation marks the transcript as partial. Gene Ontology annotation, biological process: extracellular matrix organization. Gene Ontology annotation, molecular function: metalloendopeptidase activity. NCBI's taxonomy places the organism in Eukaryota, Metazoa, Chordata, Mammalia, Rodentia, Cricetidae.
AUGGUUCAUUGGAGACUGGUUGGAGUGCAGCAAGACUUGUGAUGGUGGGAUGCGCACCGAGGGCCGUGCUCGCGUCAGGAGGAUUGGACCAUCUGAGGAGGAGACACUGGACUCCAGUGAUUGUUUAACACACCGACCUAUGGAGAAAGAGAGCUGCAACAACCAGUCAUGUCCACCUCAGUGGGUAGCUCUGGACUGGUCUGAAUGUACUCCAAAAUGUGGUCCAGGAUUCAAGCAUCGGAUUGUUCUAUGCAAGAGCAGUGACCUUUCUAAAACAUUCCCAGCUGCACAAUGUCCAGAGGAGAGCAAGCCUCCUGCUCGUAUCCGCUGUAGUCUGGGCCGCUGUCCUCCUCCCCGCUGGGUGACAGGAGACUGGGGCCAGGUAUGGCAGCCAGACAUGGGACCCUUUGAGUUACAAGCCUGA